Molecule: messenger RNA, 862 nt
Organism: Coniophora puteana RWD-64-598 SS2
Lineage: Eukaryota; Fungi; Basidiomycota; Agaricomycetes; Boletales; Coniophoraceae
Exons: 3
Coding region: 206-718 (170 amino acids)
Source: RefSeq, a predicted model, not a curated record
GUUGACUCCGCGUCCUUGCUAUCUUCGGGUUUAUCACUCCACAUGAGCUGUAGAUUGCUGUGUAAGUAGUGGUGCUGUAUCGAGAUCACUUCAAAACCGGGCUAUGUGAAGUAGUUGGCUUAUAGAGACGGUGUUCCGUCAACUCGAGCGCACCCUUUUCCACAGGUCAUCCUAGAGCAUCUCCGUCUCUACCUUGCCACCUGCCAUGAGCUACCAAGCACCACCAGCCUACACUGCCAAACAGCAACCCCCGCCGUCGGGCUAUCGCAUCCCGCUCGAGGGCAACUCUCAGUUCCCUGGCCCGCAACACGCUGGUGCAGCUCCAUGCUACGACCUGGACCGCUCCCCAGUGUACAUCGGCUCUGCGAUCCUCGAGGACAGCGUGCACCCAUGCAAAAUCGCGCCGCACCUCGACCCACCGUGCCGCGUGGGCUACGGCGGACAGGAGCUCAGCCACCGCGGGCGGUACGAUCUUCUGCCGUAUGACCCUGCGACGAUGGAGUGGGUGCCCGCGAGCCUGGGGCGCAUCCCCGACGGACGCAGGCCAGUCGAGGGCGGGUACGAGAAUAACGGGGCGCGGUUGUAUCAUGCAUGCGCGGUGUUUCAGGGGGUGAGGGUGCCCGGUAAGACGGGGCAGCACUUGUCUGGGGCGAACUUUGCGUUUGGCGGGGAGCAGGUUAUCGAGCGUGGAUACGAGAUUCUAUGCUGGCGCCAUUGAGCGAUCGGACGGCUUAGCUCCCGUCGGUGGAAGAUCAUGAGCGAAGAGAUGCGAGAUGGAGGAAGAGUGAGCAAGAAUAAAGCAUUGAACUAAACUACAGUGUGCCGCAGCGUCCGCGUAUACGCAGCUUUUGGUGUACCCCGG